Messenger RNA from Nasonia vitripennis (jewel wasp), 1942 nucleotides. RefSeq names its product kanadaptin. Lineage: Eukaryota; Metazoa; Arthropoda; Insecta; Hymenoptera; Pteromalidae. The coding region runs from base 191 to 1774 and encodes 527 amino acids. The transcript is spliced from 5 exons. Gene Ontology annotation, molecular function: protein binding; mRNA binding. The record is from RefSeq and is a predicted model, not a curated record.
UCGACAUACCAACAUCCAUGCUGUCCGCCCGCACUCCGACUCGACUCGACAAUCGACAUAAUCAAAGAGCUCUGUUAAGAGUUUAGAGUGCCUCUAUAUUCAAGAUUAAAAUUUCAGAAAAUGUAAUUAUUUUUCGUAGAUUAGUAUCCUAAAUAAGUACUAACAAAUAUUAGCAUAGAUAAUAAAAUAGAUGAUAAAAUGUGAUAAAAUGAAAGUUAGUGCAGUUGUAAAGAGCGCAGUUAUGUCUGGGUUUAAAGAAAUAAAAUUUAAUGAAAUUACAAAUGAAGAAAAAGAUUCGAAAGAUUCGCUAAAAAAGCCUACAUUUGCUUUUAAAUUGCAAAAGAGUAAUUCUAAGUUAAAAACGUUACAAGGUUCAGUAACAAGGGCAUUUCCUGCAGAUAUAGAUCAACAGGUUUCUGAAACAAAAAUGAAAUUAUUCAAGUCUUCUCUGCUGGAAGUAAGUGAUGAAAGCGAUGAAAUGAAAGACUCAAUACUCUCCUACAUAGAACCACCGUGGAGUGGUAUGCCAGAAGAUGUGUUUAAAAUGGAAAUAUUAAAAGCUGGUGUGAUUUUGAAAACAUUGGAUCUUUCAUCUAAAAGUUAUCAUGUUAUUGGAAAAUCUCUAUCCUGUGAUUUUAGUGUGACGCAUGAAACCAUUUCCCUGUUUCAUGCUGUAUUACAAUAUAGAAAAACACGUGAUUUUGAAAACGAAAAAGGAAUGUAUAUUUAUGAUCUUAAUAGCAUGAACGGAACUUUUUUAAAUGGGAAUCGUAUAAUUUCUAACACAUAUGUUCGUCUUCAUGGUGGAUAUAUAAUUAGCUUUGGGGACAGUCCACGGAAAUAUAUUUUACAAACACCUAAAGAUAAUGAAGAAAAAGAAGCUGAACUUUCAGUCACAGAGCUGAUUGAAUUAAGAAAACUUGAAGCAAAAGAAGAAGAGAGAUUAGAAAAUGAACGUUUGAUAAAAGAAAAUGAAGAAACGUUAAGAAAAGAAAGUGAAUUUAAAGGAAUCAAUUGGGGUAUAGCAGAUGAUGUUAACGAAAACUCAACUUCUACAGAAGCAACUGAAAAUUCUGAAAGUGACAAUGAAGAAUUAUUUUUGGAGAAUCCUAAAAAAGCCUUGAAGGAUUGGUUUAAAUGGGAAGGACAUGAUUUAGAAUAUCAAACAGAAGACAGAGGUUUUGGGCAAUAUUCUUGUUGGAUUGUUUUGACAUUAGAUGCUGUAGGAAACACAGAGACAGUUGAAGCACACGUUGUUGGAGAUAAAACAAGGGCUAUAAAUGAAUGUGCGGUAAAAGCAUGUCGAGUUUUGAAUAGAUAUGGACUUUUACGUCAAGCUCAUGAAGAAAAAAAGAGCAUUUCGAAGAAUUGGGAAGAAGUAGACUACUAUGAAUCUGACGAAGAUAAUUUUUUUGAUAGAACUGGAGUUGUGGAAAAAAAACGUCAGAAAAGACUGAAAACUGCUGGAAAGAUAGCUUCCCAACACGAAACAUACAAUUCAUUGCAAGAAAAACAUUCUAAAAUUUUAGAAAGAAUAAUAAAUUUGGAGAAUUUGGUAGCUUUCCGAGAUAACGAAAAAAUUGAAGAAGAAAAUCCUGAAGAAGAUGCUGUAGAUGCUUUUAUGUCAAAACUGGAAACAACAACUAUGAGCAGAACUGAAGUCCGGGACAUGAAAAUAGAACUGCAUAACUUACAUCAAGAAGAAAUGCUAUUAUCAGAAUCAAUAAACAGGAUGAAAUCAGCUCAGCAACCAUUUUCAAGCUCUUCAACUUAACACAUUACAGAAAAAAUAAAUCAAUUUUAAGCUUAAGACAGUAAUGGCUGAAGUAAUAUGACUGAACUGAACAAAAACUGUACAUACAAUUUAAGUGUAAAUAGAAGUAAACUGUAAUUAGUUUUUUAAAAUUGUUGCAUCAAUAAUUAAAUUUAUCUAAAAAAGCCA